AUGGCUGAUCCGACGGUGGUAGCCGACCCUCCGCCGCCCGUUACCGGCGCGAAUGAUUUUGAUUCCGGCCUUUCAAUGCCACCCCUUGAUCCUUCGUUCUUUUCCGAGCACCUGACCUCACCCUAUAACAACGAUAACAACCGAAACGACGACCUCUUAGACAUUGAUUUCGAUUUCUCCUUCGACGAUCUGUAUCUUCCUUCAUCUGACCUCGAUGAUCUCCUCAUAAAUCCCGUCGCCGACCCAAUUCAAGUUCAACCUGAAUCGUUUAAAAGCCAACCUGGAUCCGGGACAGACCUGGAAAAUCCCUACAGUGUUUUCAAGUUAACCUCGGUGGAAUUACGUCAUCUAUGCGAUGGCAUUAAUGGGGAUUUCUCCGGUGAUCAGAGCUUGAAUGGGUCUGGGGUUUCGAAUUCUGAGUUGCUGGCUGCGGAGUCUGCUCAAAUUUCUGGUUACCUUAACGUGCCGUCCCCGGAGUCGAAUGGAUCGAAUCGUCGGAGCUCGGAGAAUUCUGGUGGCGGCGAGAAGGGUUUGAAUUGCCUUUCGCCCGAAUCCCCUCGUUCGGAGAAUUGUGGCUCGAAUGUCUCGGUGGAGUCGAAUAAUUGUGCCCAAUCGGUAAAUGUUUUUCCUAAUUUUGACGGUAGUUCAAUUGUUGAUCAGAAGAUUAAAUUAGAUAAAUCAGCCUAUGUUGAUGUCAGUAAUUCUGCGUUGAAGAGGAAAAAAGAGAGUGGAGAUUCAACUAAUACUAAUAUCGAGUCAAGAAUUAAUAAAUAUAGGAAAUCGAGCAACAGUGUUGAAAAUAAUAAUACCAAUGGCUGUGAGUUGAGUGAAGAGGAUGAGAAGAGGAAGGCAAGGUUGAUGAGGAAUAGAGAGAGUGCACAAUUGUCAAGGCAAAGAAAGAAACACCACGUCGAGGAGUUGGAGGACAAGGUGAGGUUGAUGAACUCGACAAUUCAAGAUUUGAAUGCGAAGAUUUCAUACUUCAUGGCAGAAAAUGCGACUUUAAGGCAGCAAUUGGGCGGUGGCACUGGCACAGUCCUGCCUCCCCCAAUGGCACCACCACCUCCCGGAGUGUACCCACAUCCAGCAAUGAUGUAUCCGUGGACGCAGUAUCCCCCACCUUAUGUGAUGAAACCACAUGGAUCUCAGCCAUUGGUGCCUAUCCCAAAGUUGAAACCGCAACAGCCCGUGGCAGCACCAAAGCCAAGUAAGAAGGUCGAUAAGAAGAAGAAUGAUGAGGUGAAAACUAAGAAGGUUGCUGGUGUUAGUUUCCUGGGAUUGCUCUUUUUUAUAAUGUUGUUUGGUGGGUUGGUGCCAAUGGUGAAUGUAAGGUAUGGUGGAGUGACGGAGUCAUUUACGGGUGGAGACACGUAUGCUGAAGGCAGGUUUUAUGAGAAGCAUCGUGGAAGGGUUUUGAUAGUUAAUGGAACCGAAAAUGGUGAGAAAUUCGUUGAUGGGAGAGAUUUUAAUUGUACUAAGAGUUGUGGUUGGAGAGGUCACGGUGGUGGGGGGCAAAGUGUGGAUGAAUUCGCUCGUGUGGGCAAUGGGAAUGAUCCUCUCGUGGCAUCUUUGUAUGUUCCCAGGAAUGAUAAGCUUGUCAAGAUUGACGGGAACUUGAUUAUUCAUUCUGUUUUGGCGAGUGAGAAAGCCAUGGCUACGCAUAAAGAUGACAGAGCCAAGACAGGUGAUGAGACUGGCCUGGCUGUUCCUCAUGAUUUGGCUCCUGCUAUUCCUGUUCCUGGUGUUGGAAGAAAUGGUGGAAGACUUCCUCACUUGAGAGCUCUUGAUUCCAGUUCUGCAGACAGAGAUCUAAAGUCUAAAGCAGCUGAUGGCAGGGUUCAACAGUGGUUCCGUGAAGGCCUUGCUGGGCCAAUGUUAAGUUCUGGAAUGUGUACUGAAGUGUUCCAGUUUGACAUUUCAUCAGCUUCUGCAUCUGGAGCCUUAGUUAGAGCUACUGUGGGGAAUAUUACUGCAGAAGCCGAAAAGAUUCAGAAUUCUACAUACCACCGCAAGGGACGGAAUAGAAGAAUCCUCCGCAGUCGCAGUAUUCCCAUUCCCCUUUCUGGAACCUCUCAUAACAUUUCUAAAGAACAUGCAGAAAGGAAUUCACAGAAAGAGAACUUGAAUGGAAACAAUUCAAUUUCUUCAAUGGUAGUUUCUGUGCUUUUCGAUCCUAGGGAGGCAGGUGAUGUUGACGGGGAUGGCAUGAUGGGAGUGAAGCCCCUCUCUCGGAUUUUUGUUGUUGUACUAAUCGACAGUGUCAAGUAUGUAACAUAUUCGUGCAUGCUUCCUUUUAAGGGUUCGGGUCCUCAUCUAGUGAGUACCUAG
Messenger RNA from Fraxinus pennsylvanica, 2328 nucleotides. The record is from the annotation of a GenBank genome assembly. NCBI's taxonomy places the organism in Eukaryota, Viridiplantae, Streptophyta, Magnoliopsida, Lamiales, Oleaceae.